GUAGCGUUUGUGGUACGCAGUAGACGUAUAUGUAUAUAAGCCCGUGGCGUCAUUUGUUGAUUAGUUCCUGAUAACAUGGAUACGUAUUUACUAGCUAAAUAAAAAGGACAACUUUGGUCUACGGAAAGUGAAACCAGAGGAGGAACCAGCACAGAAGAGGUAAGAUGGCAUCGUCAGUGAAAGUCAAUGAUGAAGGUCGGGAGCCUCCCGGAAAUCCAUCUCCUUCAAAGGAGUCCAAAAAGGACUCUAAAACGAAAACAUCAAGACCACUCAAAGCUGUGUAUUGUUUACAGUUUUCGACUAAGAUUCCGUUUGAUUUCCACCACGGAAUGUCCGAGGUUCAGAAAAUGGUGACUCUGCCAAAUGAUUCUGUGGUAGCGCUGGAUCGGGCCAACAGGAAGCUGAAGCUAUUCAGCGCUGACUUGGAAUUUUUGCAUUACGCAGAUGUAGGGGUAGCUCCAGCGGGAUUGACUGUUAUUAAAAAUUCUACGGUGGCAGUGUCUUCUGGUGACAUGAAAAACCACAUCACGCUCUUCAAGGUAGACGACAAUACACUGCAGCGGACCAAAGAUAUAGAAUGGGAGCACGAGAAUUAUGCGGUUUGUGAUAUAACUUAUGCAGAUCAUCAUUUUGUGUGCCUAACCUCAAAAUAUCAAAGCACCGGAAAGAGUGAAAUAUGUGUAGAACGAAUAGAUACGGACGGAAAAAGACGUACCGUUUUCACAGAAAACGGAAAUGCUCACUUGGGCUAUAACCUUAUAUCUGGAAGUGGAAAUUAUUUUUAUAUUUGUGAUUGCUAUAAGAAUAAGGUAAGAUGUAUGUCAUAUGAAGGGAAAUUAUUGUGGGAGACGGAAACAUCUAGAGGACCUCUCGGAAUAGCUCUGGUGAAGGAAAACAUCUUGGUGUCAUCAUUUGCUGAGGGUGUUGUCAGCCAGAUAUCACUAGAUGGCCACAUGUACAAAUCUCCUGUGAUACAAGAAUUAGCAAAGCCUGGUAGCAUCUGCUAUCAAAGGAAGAGAAAGCGGCUCCUUGUGUCCCGAUCCGACACGGGCAAUCCGAUCAGGGUGUAUACAAUUGAUUAACGUCUAAAAGAAAUAAAUAAAGUGCAAUACAUAUUUGAAGAAAUA
Molecule: messenger RNA, 1127 nt
Organism: Mizuhopecten yessoensis (Yesso scallop)
Lineage: Eukaryota; Metazoa; Mollusca; Bivalvia; Pectinida; Pectinidae
Exons: 2
Coding region: 165-1082 (305 amino acids)
Source: RefSeq, a predicted model, not a curated record